Chlorocebus sabaeus (green monkey) is the source of this 1730-nucleotide messenger RNA. RefSeq names its product yippee like 4 (gene YPEL4). NCBI's taxonomy places the organism in Eukaryota, Metazoa, Chordata, Mammalia, Primates, Cercopithecidae. The record is from RefSeq and is a predicted model, not a curated record.
AGUGUUAUGAUGCAGUUCCACAACACACAGCCACAUUCACCCACAGACCGAGGUACAGAACAAGAGACAACCUCUGCCCCCCCAGCAGCUGGCCAGCUUUGCAGCCCCAGUCUUGAGUCCCCAACUACCCUCCCCCCACCCACCCCCAUCCCCUUCCCAAUUGAAGGAGCGGAAAGAGAAGAGAGAAGAGUGAGCAGAGAGAUUGAGAGAUUGAGAGAGAGAGAGAGAGAUAGACGGAGAUCUCUGGAGCAGACCUCAAGGUGACUUCUAUUUCUAUCUGGUUCUCGUCUGGGGGGGCCCUCGCCGGGCAGCCCCCCAACACUUCUCCUGCCCUGAAACACGGCUCUAGCCAACCUGCUCCGCUGCUUCACCUGCGACCGUCUCUGCGGGGGCUGCACGGCGCCAGCCCCUCCAGCCCGCCAGGGCAUUGUCCUCCAGCCCGUCAUGCCCAGCUGUGACCCCGGUCCAGGCCCUGCCUGCCUCCCCACCAAGACUUUCCGCAGCUACCUGCCCCGCUGCCACCGCACUUACAGCUGUGUCCACUGCCGUGCACACCUGGCCAAACACGAUGAGCUUAUUUCCAAGUCCUUCCAAGGGAGCCAUGGCCGAGCCUACCUGUUUAACUCCGUGGUCAACGUGGGUUGCGGGCCAGCUGAACAGCGCCUCUUGCUCACGGGGCUCCACUCGGUAGCUGACAUUUUCUGUGAGAGCUGCAAAACCACACUGGGCUGGAAAUAUGAACAAGCUUUUGAGACGAGCCAGAAGUACAAGGAAGGGAAAUAUAUCAUUGAAAUGUCACACAUGGUGAAGGACAACGGCUGGGACUGAGGGGCUCAGGCAGGCUGUGCCCUUCCUCCGCAUGCCCCUCCCUCCCCACAGCCCUGCCAAGCAGUCUAUACCAGCAUGAGUACUGCCCCACCCCUGGGGGAAACCUGGCUCCAACCAACCCCUCCCCUGCCUCCACCAUAUCCACUACCAGGCACCCUUUGGAACAGGGGUCUGGGUGUACCCCAGGGGUGUUAAGGCUCAGGAGUGGGCAGCAGUCAGGGAGAAACAGAACUGGGGGAAAGGGAUGGUUGUGGGUCCUUCUGUUCCCAAGUUCCUGAAAGUUGAGGCAAUGGCAGGGCGUAGACUCAGGCAGAGAGGAUUGUGGGAGGAAUCCGUUUUUGCUCCACCUCUUUUUGAGUGAACAGAGGACAAACCUUGGGUCACGGGGCUAGUAGAUCGUGGACCACAGAAUAGCAAAUGAGAAAAAGCUUGGGUUGGAGUGAAAUUUUGGUCUCAGGCAGCAGAACAGACCAGAGUCUCUGAGGAUGAAGUUUCCCACCCCUAUUUGUAGGGAAAAGGACUCACAUGCAGGGAAAACUCAAAUCCCAGGCCCUGGGAAAUAGUAAAAGAAUCAAAGGGGUUUCCAUUUCACUCCACUUGUUAGUUUAUCUUGGCAUUGAAGAGGCACUUUCGAAUAUCUAACUUUUGCUGUUGGAUGGGGUAGGGACAGCUGCACGCGGAACAGCCCCCACCCCCAGUCGGCUGCUUCCAGAACAAGCAGUCUUUAUGGGCUUUCUCUGAGGCCCAGUCACUGCUCCUGGGACCCAGUCCCCCGGAGGGGAGGUGGAAAAUCAGUGCUACGGGUCCAGUCUUUCCCGUGGCUGCCACCAGCGAAUGAAACUUUUGUAUGAUACAUAAAGUGCUUGGGUCUAUUUUUAAUAAAAAGGGAAAAAGCAACUUGA